Messenger RNA from Porites evermanni, 732 nucleotides. NCBI's taxonomy places the organism in Eukaryota, Metazoa, Cnidaria, Anthozoa, Scleractinia, Poritidae. The record is from the annotation of a GenBank genome assembly.
AUGCCUCAGAGGCCUGACGAAGACGAACUGGCUUUGUGGCAACAACUUCAAUCAAGACAUGUCGCCAUCGUGGUUUUUGAGUCCUUCCUAUUCAUUUUUGUCAUGGUGUUACCUCUGUUUGGAAAUCUGUUGGUCUGUUACGCUGUAUACCGAAAUCCUCGACUACGAUGUCCCAGCAACUACUACAUCAUUUCCUUGGCUAUGACCGACAUCUUGCAAGCGCUCUGCACGAUGCCACUUUCCGUUGUUUUUCUGUCAACCGGUCAUUGGCCAUUCGGAAAAGGCUUAUGUUACUCCUCCGCCAUCACCAAAUUUGUCCUGACCAAAGCAUCCAUAUACACUAUGACUCUUAUGGCACUGAACAGAUAUUAUAAAAUAGUGAAGCCUAGUAAGUACCAAGCCUUAUUCAAGAAAAAGUUCAUCGUUGUCACUGCAGUCUUAGCUUAUGCUAUUCCAAUUUUUGUAGCGCUUGUCUCUGCCUUUGCUCUCGAUCAAGCCACGAAACCGAACCCCGGUUACGCCCUAUGCACAACACAAAUUCGUCCUCGGUUUUUGGUAAUUAUAACUAUUUUAAUGUUUUCGCCGUAUAUUAUUAUCGGUUUUUGUUACUGGAAAAUUCACAAGACAAUCAAAAUGCACAACGCCAACAUGUCUUGGAAGACGUCAAACGUCCAAGACGUAAAAAUAAGCAAGACGCUGGGUGUUACCGUGAUUGCUUUUGUUUGCCUUUGA